Messenger RNA from Bipolaris maydis ATCC 48331, 1965 nucleotides. RefSeq names its product carbamoyl-phosphate synthase L chain, ATP binding domain-containing protein. NCBI's taxonomy places the organism in Eukaryota, Fungi, Ascomycota, Dothideomycetes, Pleosporales, Pleosporaceae. Gene Ontology annotation, molecular function: metal ion binding; ATP binding. The record is from RefSeq and is a predicted model, not a curated record.
AUGGAUCGACCACCCCAAAGACCCAUCAAGCGUCUUUUGAUUGCCAAUCGAGGAGAAAUAGCAACUCGCAUCAUCUCCACAGCCCGAGAACUCGACAUUGAAACGUACGCCAUCUACACUUCUGGAGAUGAAACGCAUGCUGUACGAGCAGCCCAUGCAAUUCGGCUUGAGUCUGCAGCAACAUUUAUGAGCACCGAUAAACUCAUUGAAGCCAUCAAACACCACCAAAUUGACGCGGUGCACCCUGGAUACGGUUUUCUUUCAGAGUCGGAAGAAUUUUGCAAAAGAGUGUGGGAUGAAGCAGGUGCAGUGGUUGUUGGUCCUGGGUGGGGUAUUCUAAGUAAUACUGGGGAUAAGCUUAAAGCCAGACAGCUUGCUGAGGCGUGCAACGUCCCGAUAUCUCCAGCACUUGAGAAACCCACCAACAAAGUCGAAGAUGUCCAGAAGUUUGCCUCAAGAGUCGGCUAUCCUAUCAUGGUUAAGGCUGUAGAUGGAGGCGGCGGUCGUGGUAUCAGAUUGAUUCGAAAUGAAGAGGAACUCGCUUCUUCGGUGAAACGAGCAGUCGAAGAGAGUCCAUCAAAGAGCGUCUUCGCCGAAAAAGCAGCAGUGGACGGCUUCCGCCACGUCGAAGUCCAAAUCAUCGGCGAUGGCACAGGUAACGUAACACACCUCUGGGAACGCGAAUGCAGCAUCCAGCGCCGCUAUCAAAAAGUCGUCGAAUUCGCCCCCAGCCUCGUCCCCAACCGCCCUCUCAUUGCAAAAAUAAUCGAAGACGCCCUGAAAAUGGCUCGACACAUAUCCUACUUCUCUCUCGGCACGUUCGAAUUUCUCGUGCACCCCACCACGCAACUCUACUACUUCCUCGAAGUAAACCCGCGCCUCCAAGUCGAACACACAAUCACCGAGGCCCUCUCAACCACGGACAUUGUAAAGUCCCAACUCCUCCUCUCCCAAGGUGCCACACUCUCCACCUGCGGUUUACCCUUGACCACGCGCUCCCCCUCCACACCGCCCACCGCGCACUCAAUCCAGUUGCGCAUCACAGCCGAAAACACGCAAUCAAACUGGUCCCUUUCCAUCGGCAAAAUCUCCUCCUUCAACUUCCCCGUUGGAAACGGUAUAAGAAUCGAUACGCACCUGCUCGCCAAUCGUCCCAGCAUCGUAAGCGCCGAUUUCGACAGCUUGAUAGCCAAAGUCGUCGUCACAGCGUCUUCGUGGGCGGAUGCGGUAAGAAAGGCGCGGAGAGCGCUAGAUGAGACGUAUAUUGCGGGUGUAAAGACGAAUAUCGAUAUGCUCAAGGCGAUAAUGGCGCAUCCGGAUUUUCUAGCGGGACAAUGCGACACGCAGUGGUUGGAGGGACGACAGGAGGAACUGACGCAGCAGAGCCAAGCUUUCGCUGCGAAGGAGCAGGCAAAUGGACUUGAUGUGGGAACUGCGGCGGCAGGAGCGGCGACUGGGGCUGUUGCUGCGCCGAAUACGCUGUUUAGGAAGGGAGAUGCGUGGGCGCUUGCGCUGGAAUCUAAAGAGAAGAAUGAUGCAGUGCAGAGUCAUCUGGAAAUCACGCGUGUGCUAAGGAAUGAUUUCCCGGCUUCGCUGACGGCGGAUGUAUUGUUUACUACGGCGGGGGCGGAGGGUCCAAAGUCAGUGCCGUAUACGAUUACGUUGGCGGCUACGUCUGCUAGUGCGGCUGCGGCGACUGCACAGCAUCGAAGGGGGAAUGUGGCGGAUGCGUCGCAUGUUGUUAUUCCUUUCCCUGGGAAGCUGGUAGAGGUACUGGUGGAUGAGGGGGAUGUGGUUAAGGAAGGGGAUGUGAUUUGUGUUGUGCAGCAGAUGAAGAUGGAGUUGGAAGUCAGGACUCAUCGACGAGGACGGGUAAGUUGGGUGUUGGAAGUGGAGGACGGGGAGGAUGUGGGCGAGGGGACGUUGGCGGCCGUUGUUGAGGUUGAGAAAGAUGCACGGUUGUAA